AUGUCAGACAUCGUCGCGGGACUACUCCUACGCAACAUCCCUUCCGAGCUGAUCAAGCAUGGAGGAGAGGCCACGACUACAGCAUGUACGGUACAAUGCCAACGGAUCUUGGGAGAGAAGAAAUGGCCCAAGGAGUGGACACAGUCACUGGUCAUACAACUACCGAAAAAUGGCAACCUCAAGUUGUAUGAGAGUCACCGCAUAAAAGAUUUCGACCGCGUGUGGCAUGAUGGCCUAUGGUAUGUUAUAAGACGAUUUCACAUUGACGAAGGGCUGAAGCAAGUCAUUCAAGAUUUCUACGGAAACGCCAGCAAUACAGUACUUCUCAGCGGACAGCAGGGGGACUUCUUCAGGACAUCAGUGGGCGUCCUUCAGGGAUGUCUGCUCUCUCUCGUCCUGUUAAAUCUUUUCAUUGAGAAGAUAAUUUAG
Molecule: messenger RNA, 429 nt
Organism: Dreissena polymorpha
Lineage: Eukaryota; Metazoa; Mollusca; Bivalvia; Myida; Dreissenidae
Exons: 3
Coding region: 1-429 (142 amino acids)
Source: RefSeq, a predicted model, not a curated record